ACUAUUGGCGAUCUCUCACACAAUGCAAUGCAGUUUCUCAUAAUUUGGCCCUUUGGUACAGAUUACAGAGUAGUGGAGACAAUUAUGCUGAAGCUCCCAGCUUUCAAUUCCAAUGAAUCACAACAACUUCUUCCUUACAAUCUCCAUUUCUCUCUCCUCCAAACCUCCAAAACGCAGCAUGAGGUCGCCCAACUCCACUCUCUCUCCAUCAAAACCAACGCCUUCCAUCACCCUUACAUUUCUUCUCGACUCUUGGCGUUGUACACUGACCCCAAAAUCAACAACCUCGACUACGCCCGAUCACUUUUCGACCGAAUUGAAGAACCCACUUUGUUUUCUUGGAACACCAUGAUCAAAUGCUAUGUUGAAAACCACCGUUCACACGAAGCACUUGUUCUCUUCAACGAAUUGCUUUCUGGGUCGGCGUUUAUGCCCGAUGAUUUCACGUUGCCUUGUGUAAUUAAGGGUUGUGCUCGAUUAGGUGCCGCUGAGGAAGGGAAACAGAUUCAUGGGUUGGUGUUGAAAAUUGGGUUUGGAUUGGACAUGUACGUGCAGAGUAGUUUGGUUAGCAUGUACUCUAAAUGUGGUGAAAUUGAUUUGGCUCAGAAGGUGUUUGAUAAAAUGGAGGAGAGAGAUUUAGUUUCUUGGAAUUCUUUGAUGGAUGGGUAUGCAAGAUGUGGGGGAAUUGAAAUUGCAUUGGAGUUGUUCGAUGAAAUGCCCGAAAGAGACGCUGUUUCGUGGACUGUAUUGGUUGAUGGGUUCUCGAAAAGUGGCAAGGUAGAUGAAGCAAGAAAGGUAUUUAAUCGAAUGCCAAGUAGGAAUUUGGUAUCUUGGAAUGCCAUGAUUAAUGGGUAUAUGAAAUCUGGGGAUUUUAAUUCAGCCCGUCGUUUGUUUGAUCAAAUGGAGUUCAGAAAUGUAAUUACAUGGAAUUCAAUGAUAGCAGGGUAUGAACUGAAUGGACAGUUUACAGAAGCUUUGAAGUUGUUUCAGAUGAUGUUGAAUAUCGGUCCUGUGCCUACUCAUGCUACCUUAGUGAGUGCUAUUUCUGCAAUUUCUGGUUUAGCACUUCUUAGUAAAGGAAGAUGGUUACAUUCUUACUUGGUUCAGAAUAGAUUUGAAUUAGAUGGUGUGCUAGGUACUUCACUCAUAGAGAUGUAUUCAAAGUGUGGGAGCAUUGAGAGUGCUUUAUCAGUUUUUCAAGCAAUACCCAAGAAGAAGUUAGGGCACUGGACUGCUAUAAUUGUAGGACUAGGAAUUCAUGGGAUGGCCAGCCAUGCUUUGGAACUAUUUCUCGAAAUGCGCAGAGCUAGGGUUAGACCUCAUGCUAUAACCUUCAUUGGAGUGUUAAAUGCUUGUAAUCAUGCAGGAUUGGUUGAUGAUGGUCAACGAUAUUUUGAUAUGAUGACAAAUGAAUAUGGAAUAGAACCCACAGUCAAACACUAUGGUUGCUUGGUUGACAUUCUAUGCCGAGCUGGGCAUCUUGAAGAGGCAAAGAAUGUAAUAGAAAUGAUGCCUAUGAAACAAAAUGAAGUAAUUUGGAUGAGUUUAUUGAGUGGUGCUAGGAACCAUAGAAACAUAGAAAUCGGUGAAUAUGCAGCCCUACGUGUCAUUGAGAUGGCUCCAGAGGCCAUUGGAUGUUAUGUUCUUUUGUCUAAUAUGUAUGCUGUGGCUGGUCAGUGGGACAAAGUUUCACAGGUAAGAGAAACGAUGAAGAAGAAAGGACUCAAGAAAGAUCCAGGAUAUGAACUUACAUUCACUUUCUCAGAU
Messenger RNA from Camellia sinensis, 1767 nucleotides. The record is from RefSeq and is a predicted model, not a curated record. Lineage: Eukaryota; Viridiplantae; Streptophyta; Magnoliopsida; Ericales; Theaceae.